Messenger RNA from Parasteatoda tepidariorum (common house spider), 6056 nucleotides. RefSeq names its product putative protein phosphatase 2C 6. The record is from RefSeq and is a predicted model, not a curated record. Gene Ontology annotation, molecular function: protein serine/threonine phosphatase activity; cation binding. Lineage: Eukaryota; Metazoa; Arthropoda; Arachnida; Araneae; Theridiidae. Gene Ontology annotation, biological process: protein dephosphorylation.
GACGCAUACAAAUGUGAAGUAGAUCUUGUUGAUGACUUCAAUUAUUUUGGUGUGUUUGAUGGGCAUGGUGGAUCUGAAGUGGCAAAAUAUUUACAAAAGAAAUUACAUAAAGAUGUAGAAGACUUUUUAGGUCAACAAAAAGACCCUGAGCUUGCUCUUCAGUUAGCAUUUUUAGCUUGUGAUGCAAGUUUAAGAGAUCCAAUUGGUCUUCAGGAAUUAAAUGAAAUGGUUGAAGCUGAUAAUAAGGCUACGAUUGCCAAUAUUGAAAAGAACAGAAAAGCAGUUUUUAAUAUGGCAGUAAUUAACAAUGAUGGUGCUGGAUGUAGCAAAGAUGUUUUAGAUUGUAGUUUAAAUUUUAACAGCCUCAAAGGUGAUAUUGCCACCAGUAGUGAUAAUCAAGACGAUGUUGAAACUAUGAGUGUUGAUGAAUCAGAAGCAAAUCCAUCUACUGAAGAUAAUGCUGAUUGUCAAAUGGAUACUUUAAAGUAUUUGCUUAAAGAUGAUUUAGAAACUUCUGACCCAGAAGAUGAUGAUUUUGAUGUUGAAGAUGAAGAAUCAAGUAGUGAAAGUGGAGAUGAAGAAACAUUUGAAGAUAUGGAGAACUUAGAGCCUGGAGUACAUAGUGGUUCUACUGGUACUGUGCUUUUGAUUGGAAGUAAACACUAUUAUUGUGCCAAUGUUGGAGACUCAAGGUGUGUAUUGUCCAGAGGUGGAGAAGCAAUUGAUUUGUCUAUUGAUCACAAACCCGAUGAUCCUGAAGAAAUGAAAAGGAUAAAUGCUACUGGAUCAGUUGUUUCUGAGGGACGUAUUAAUAAAAGCCUUAACCUUUCUAGAGCAUUCGGUGACUUUUAUUAUAAGGAUGCUUCUUUAGCUCCUUUUGAGCAGUGUGUUACUGUUGAACCUUCCAUAACAACUCUUGCUGUUGAAGAAAAAGAUGAAUUCAUUAUUGUUGCCUCUGAUGGUAUUUGGAAUUCAAUGUCAAGUCAAGAAGUAGUUGAUUUCAUUACUAUGAGACUUAAAGAAGAAGAAAAUUUGAGGAUAAUUUCUGAAGAAUUGUUUAGGCUCAUUAUAUCCCCGGACACUAGUGGUGAUGGAACUGGCUGUGAUAAUAUGACAUGCAUUCUUAUCAAAUUAAAUCCUUCAGAAUUUAACCAUAGUAAUGCUUCUGAAAGUCAGCUGACUGGAAAUAGUCAUAUCUCUAACAGUGUUCAGUUAGAACAAGUUGUUGAAAAGUGACUUCAUAAGAUAAAAACAUAUGCAUCAAAAAACAAUUAACCAUUUAAGAAACUGUGUAAUGGUAAACUAUUCUGAAUAAUAUAAGUCAAUUGAAAUUUAAAUUAAAAAUUUCAUAUGUUAAAAUUUAUGCAUUUGUUCUCUGGGCCAUAGGUACACCAAUACAACAAAUAUGUUUCUGAAACUUUACUAUAUCACCUUGAAUGGCAUGUAAACGAAAGUGUUAAGAAAAUAUGUGAUUAGAAUUCUGAAAUUCUCUUGAAUAAAACAAUAUUUUUGUAACAAAUAUUUUUAUAUUCAAUGACUUAAUCUGUAUUGUUUGGUUUAAAUGAAUUGAUAAGUUUAGAUAUUUCUUCUCAUUUUAAAUGCAUUUUUUAAAUUAAUAACUGAUUAGUUUAUGCACAUUUUCUCAUUAUGAAUGAAUUUUUAAAUAAGAAAACUUUGUUUAUUAGUUAAAUGUAUAUCAUGUCAAUGUAGGUAUUAAAUUUUUUUAGCCUUUUUAAUUUUUUUCAAAAAUUUAUAUUUUUAUUUCUUAAUCCUUCUUUUGGGGUAUAAAUAAGUUUGUUAAUUAUUGUUAAAUUUUACGCAAUGAGGGAAUCUAAGUUCUAUUAAGCCAAAUCUGUGAUAUCUAAUGUUAAUAUUAAAAAAUAUUUGGCUUGGAAGGAAAUCCACAAAAAAUAAAAUCGAUGAAAUAAAGUAAACCUAAUAAUGUAUUGUCUUGUUAUAGAAAAUUAAUGUAAUGUGUGUAAUAUAAAAUUGAUCUUUUUAUUUAUUUGACAGUUAUAUGUGAUAAAUAUCCCAAUAAAAUUUUCUCUCAAAUAUCUUAUUUUAUCAGUUCUAAAAUUCUAUUUUAAUGUUGAUUGUAUUAACAAAGGGAAAAAAUAAUUGUAACUUCCUUAAAAAUUUAUUGUGAAGCUAUUUACAUUGUUUUUUCAAUUGCACAGCAGUAAUAUGGUUAUAUGAUAGUCGAUGAAAAGAGAAAGAUUAAAAAAUGUAUAUAUUUAAUAUUCUGCUUUGUUAAAACCUUUAAUAAUAAUUUUUUCUGAGUUUACAUUAAAUAGAAGCUAACGAUUAAGAGAUAGAACUCGACAUCUACUCAUUAAGGAAUGUGGAACACAAAUUUAUCAACGAAUUUAUUCACUAAAAAAAUAUUAAAAAUUCAAAAUGAAUAGAGAUUUCAGAAAUGAAAUUAAGGAGUUAGGAAAUCUGUAAUGCCUACAGUGGCAUGACAAUGUAUAUUCUCAUUGUUUUAAUAAUUUUUUCUGAAAGCUGUUAAAAUCAUAAUACUGAGCAAUUUUCCGGGAGCCACAAUCUGAUGUUCCACAAAUAAUCAAUCGUUAAAAGAGGUAGUAUUGUCACGAUAUUACCAAAAUAAUUUACAUAAAUAUAUUAAACAUUUUGCAUGAAUAAGAUUGAUGUGUUAAUGUUUAUGUUAUUGCUUAGUGUAUAAGUAGUACUAUAUAUACGUUAAGAGUUUUUAAACAUUUUUUAAAGGAAAAAAAAUGUAGACUAUUAUAUUUUUACUUUUUCAUACAAUAUUACUCUCUUGUUUAUUUUGUAUGUCUGAAAUUUUUUUUGAUUAGGUUUUAUGGAUGUUCUUAUAUGAAUGAAAUUUUGAAUCAAAUAAUUUUGUAAUUUGUAAAAUGUAUGUUAAUUUUUUUCCUUGUAAUUUAUUUUUAAAACUAUAAAGAGAUAAUACAGUGAAACUUUCUGGGAGUCAACAUAUGUUCUACAAAAAUCUUAUCAUUAAAAGAGGUAACAAAUUAUCAGGGUUUGGAUUAUUAUUAAAAUUUACACAAAAAUAUUUACAAACUAAAUUGCAUUUCGUUUUAAUACACUGAAAUCAAUAGGUGUAAUUUAAAAGUUACUACAUGUUAGUUUUUUUAAAAAAAAAAAGAUUAACCUUUGUUUCAUUUUUUUUUUAAAUUUAAGUUUCUUAACUAUGAAACAGUUAAGGUGUUUUAAUUCUUUUUUUAAAAUUGAAAGCAAUAGCAUUUAUUUAAAUAUUCUUGCUUUCUAAAUGUGAUAUGAUAAAAUGUCUGCUAGGCUGUUCAUCAUAUCUGCUUGCUGAUCAGACUGAUUCUGAAUUAAUGUCAGAAGUAAAAAAAAAUAUUUCUGUUAUUUAUCUAAGGGGCAUAUUUGCUGAGUAAAAGCAAAAUUUUUAAAUGCAUUUUGGAAAAACCAAAUUUUGAAUCUGCACUUUUAAUCUGUUGUUUUUAUAGGAUUAUUUAGUUUUACAUGACUUUUUAUUUUUUAGUUGAUAAAAUAAAAAAUUUACGCCUUAAAAAAGUGGACAUUGGAAGCCCGUAAAAGAGUUUCACUGUGUAUUAAAUUCAAAAUAUUUUUUCGCAUGAUCUGUUAAGUCUAGUCUGUCCAUUACAAUAUGAACUCUUAACAGCAAACCUACCGAAUGCUCAUCUUGCAAUGGUCUGACUGUAUAUAUAAAAAUAAAUUAAGCAUUUAUUCUUUCAAAUAUGCUAGUUUAUUUGCUUGAAAUCUAAAAGCACUAUUUUAUCGAUGUGUAAAUCAUUCAUCUAUAAAGCUGACUCCUGAUUUUUAUGCUUAAAAAUAGCUAUUAAAUGUAAGAUUAGUUUUUAUAAAUUAUCUUUUUCCCUCAUUUAAAGAAAUUAAAUUUUCAUUUCUGAAGAAGGAAGAAAAAUUUGUCAAAAACUGAGUAUUAAAAAUGUUCCAGAAGAAAAUUUCUAUUUAUUUUUCCAUUUAUUGGUCAAUAGUUUGAAUUAUUACACUGGAAGAAUGAUGCUAAAAACUUUUUUUGUGUUAAUUUUUUUAAAAAUAUGUUGGUAAUUUAAAUUUUACUUUGGAUUAUUUCAUUUUUUAAGUAUUUUUUGUAAGUCUAUACUUUGCAUCACCUUAACUUAGCAAUGUGUUGUAACCUACAAUGUAUGAAAGAGUCAUUUAUGGGGGACAUAUCAAAAUUGGUAGUUUUUAUUUGCAAUUAUACUGAAAAGUGAAAGAUAAACUCAUCAAUACAUAUAAUCAUUCUGAAAGAAAAUUUCUCUACUCAAUUGUUUGAAAGAAAUAUUGCAGUUGUUUAAUAUUGUUGAAUUAAACAUCAUUUAAUGACUAUGGAAUUAAAAAAUCAAAUAAAAUUGUACCAACCAUCUAAAAAUUGGUUUAUUUUCUUAAAAUUUUUCUACAUGUGUAUGAAAUUCUUUUACACUUUAAAGUUUUACAACUUAGAAAUGUUUAACUUGAUUAUGCAAAAUUGGUUUCAUCUAUAAGCUAUGUAAAAAAAGUUACUUGAAUAUUUUUACAUUGCUAAAAUAAUUCCCACCGUAACUUUAUUAUGUCUGAUUUCGCAAUUAGGUUUGCUUUUGUAAAAAAAUAAAUUCUCAUUUUAGAUUAUUUUUAUAAUUAAGGGAAAUAUAAUUUUAUAAAAGCAACGAGUAGUUAGCUGUUUUUAAAUAUUUAUUAGAAAAAUUUUUGAAUUUUACUUCUUCAAUUUCAAAAUUUACUUUUUUACUCAAAAUUUUCUUUUGUGAUAAUCAUUAUCAUUAAUCAUUACAUUGGGUACUGUAGCUUUUACAACACUGUCAAGUUAACUUGACACAAUGUAUAGUUUAACAAAGAUUAUAGACUAUUAGAAUUUUAAAUAAUUUAUGUGAAAUACUUAAAGCGUAAUGAUUGUUCUUCAAAUAAUAAAUAAAUAAAUCCUGUUUUGUGUAUCCUGUGUCAAAGUUUGUAUCUAGAAAUUUUGCUAGUAUCUAAAUUUCUGAUCAAGUAUAUAAUUAUCUUUGUUAGAAACAUGAAUAUGAGUUUAGUUAUAUUUUGGAAAAAACUAUUUUAUUGUUAUCUUCAUGAAGUUUGUUUUUUCUUCAACUUUUUCUAGUGGUGCCAUACCAGGAGAAAAACUUUUCAUCUCAAAUUCUUUUUAAAUGUCAAAUGAUUAAACGUUUAGAUCAGUGGUGGAGAAACUUUUUUUAAGACGGGCCAUUUGUAAUAACUAGACAAUCGUAGCGGGCCAAAGAAUAAUGCUUAAUCGUUAAAAAAUUUAUGUGUUCUAUAAACAUAUACAAGAACGCAUUCAAGCAUUCUCACGACGGCACUCUUAAACGGGCCGUAGUUUCCCCAUCACUGGUUUAGAUACUGAGAAAGGUUCCUUUGAACCUAGAAUUAAUAAAUAUACUGAAAUACUGAGAAUCAAUUUUUUUAAAUAUCCAACUAAAAAUAAAUUAUGAAAAGAUAACUUGUGAAGCAAUGAUGUUUCCUUCCAAUAAUUUAUUUUGCAUUUUGAUAUUUUUUUUCUUUAAUUAAACCUUCAUGGCUUACUCUAGGAUUGCCUGAACUUACUUUUUUUCUUUUAAAUUAGUAUUGGAAGUGAAUUUGUGACUAAGUUUCUUCCGUGGUAUGAUGCCCUCUUACGUUUUUAUUUCAACUUUAUCAACCACAUGUUUUAUUCAAAUAUUUUAUAAUGUGCUCUUUUAAAAUAAGUAUAUGAACAUAUGUUUAUUAUCAAAAAGGUGAUAAUCAAUUUUUGUCUUUGUUUCAUUUUCUCAUUAGCUUUCUCUCAUCUUGAGUAUAUUUUUUGUUGCUUUUUCAACAAUUUGUGUUGUAUUGUUAGUUAUUCAUUAAAAUAACUUUUAAAAAAUCAGGUUUUCUUUUAAUGUUGAUAAAAUGCUGCAAAUAGAUAUGGAUCUGCCAAUUAAGAAUAUUUUUGUAAAUAUUUUAUAUUGAAUUAAUUCCACGUUGAUUGCAGAAUUCUAGCGCAAAGACCGUGGUGCCGUAUGUAAUAGAAAUUGCUGCAAUACAUCACAUAAUUAUGUAUUAAACAGUGUGCCAAUUAAUAGUGACUAAUUUUAAAA